UUUGAAGUCAUACAACAAAGCGGAGAGACGCUUUUUAUUAAAGCCAAGAAGCUUAAAGGUCUUAAUUCACCUUAUCAUCAAGUUCAAGAUGCCAGAAAUUGAGGCGAUGAUCUUUUUCUUGAUCUCUUUUCUCUUUCUAAACUCGUUUGUCUUGGCCACCAUAAGAGAAGAAAGCCUCAGAUUAGCCCAGUUUCGCCCCCAGAAAGGGAAAGUGCUAACUGGUCACRUGAUAUCAAGCCAUCACGUGGUAUCGCCAGUUAAUUGUAGUUUUCUAUGUACAAGCAAUGCCCAGUGUUUGUCGUACAACUACAAACCAAAAGGGGCUGRUGACAAGGAUGUCUGUGAGCUGAACAACGCUACCAGAAAAUCCAACGCAGGAUCUUAUCAGGACGAUGCUCUGUACAUCCACUACUACGAUGCACAAACAGAGGAUGCCAAGUCUUGUCUUGAUUACCUUCGAAUKGGAGCCAACGAAGAUGGUAACUAUACCAUUACACGCACCGAUAAUGGUAAAGAAUCUAAAAUCUGGUGUGACCUCAGCUCAGAGCCUGGAUCUGCAUGGACUCUCAUCCUCUCGUAUGCCCACAAGAACAGACAGGACAAUGUAUUCUGUUCGGCUUCUUUUACCAAAGACAAACAAAGGCAGGUCAAUAAUCCAAACUGGGAAAACUAUCGUUUAGGUUUUGGUCGGAUGAAAUCCAUUUCAGASCAAUCAACACAUGUCAGAGUGACGUCAAGUUUUCCUGUUUAUGGUGUCGAUUAUCGAGACUACUUGAGAGCCAAGAUUUCAAGUGUAGACAUCUUGAGUUUUACUGGGGCUAAAGUCUGUAAGACUGUAGAAUACAUUGACAUCCGAGGCAUCAAGGGAAAAGAUAUCACAGUGCCAUUCUGGCAAAAUGAUGUGUUUUUUUYCCACACCGACAGUUCUGRGAGMCMYUGCCAGUAUGAUGCCACCAGUGGAUCRGUAAACAGUGAAAAUAAUUUUGGCACAACGUGCCUUGAAUUUAACCCAGCGACUCGAGGAAGCGCGAAUGACGASAGCACGAUUCAAUACUGGUUUGGUGGAUAUUUAUAAUCUACUGGAUCUCAUUUCCCGGAACGUCUGCAUGAAAAAAAAAAGCAAUACAAACUAGACUAAAAUGCAUUUUGGUUAUAAUAGUCAUAAUUUAAACUAGUGAAUUCUCACUUUCUUAAUAUUACUGUCUUGUACGCAUUAUGUGUAUUUCAGGCUUUAAAAAACUAGUUUCGUUGUUACAACCUCCUCAGUUUGGUUAUCCCUAUCUAAAAUAAGAUUAUCAGCCGGCUAUUUUGGCCGUUUUUAACAUUCCCUCAGCAGAUAAUUAAGAUUUUAUUAUUAUCAUUAUAGUUAUUAUUCUGCAGAUUUUCUUACUCUUACUAUAACAAUACAAUGAGUACAUUAUCAAAUAUAACACUCAGAAGAAGGCGAAGAAGAAGAAGAAGAAGAAGAAGAAGAAGAAGA
Messenger RNA from Actinia tenebrosa (Australian red waratah sea anemone), 1480 nucleotides. RefSeq lists its product as uncharacterized. The record is from RefSeq and is a predicted model, not a curated record. NCBI's taxonomy places the organism in Eukaryota, Metazoa, Cnidaria, Anthozoa, Actiniaria, Actiniidae.